Paramecium sonneborni is the source of this 1747-nucleotide messenger RNA. The record is from the annotation of a GenBank genome assembly. Lineage: Eukaryota; Ciliophora; Oligohymenophorea; Peniculida; Parameciidae.
AUGCUCAAUAAGUACACACUUGAAUUUCUAUUCAAGGAUUAAGCAGAACAAUAUGAAAACUAUUCCAAAUCAACUAAACUGAGAGAAGUAACUUACUUCACCAUCUAUUCAGUUGUAAUUAUUCCAUACUAUACUAGUCUUUUUCCAUUCUAAACACAACGAAAUUUAUCUUGCGAGAUUCUAUUCCUUAUUCAAUACUUAGUGGAUUAUCUAUUAUUAUUUUAUUGAUUUUAUGGAAAGUAUUAAAAAAAAAGCCUCACUUAAUCAAUUUAAUUGUAACAAUUUAUCAAUCCUUUUUACUUUGUGCUUUUAAAAUACCAUAAUUGUUUGAAGGUACAUCCAAUCCAACUUUAGAUCAAUCUUGGUAUUAUGGAUUUUAGUGUGGAUACUUACAUUUUAGUGUUUAUCUUUUAAGUGCUAACUUUAUUUAUUAAACCUUUUUACUUACGAUUAUUAUUGGAAUUCACUUAUAUUAAGAUAAUAUAGACAUUAAAGAUGGAAUCAUAAAUAUAUUUUUAUUUGUUUUUUUGGCUAUGAGUAUGAUAGCAAUAAAAUACAAUUAUGAAAAAACUAAAAAGGAGUAAUAUGUAUAAAGUUGUCAACAAGAAAGAUGGGAAUAAUUAUUAUCUAAAGUACUUUCAAGUUCCAUUUUGCUUGUGUCUCAUGAUAAAAAAUAAGAUUAAUUAUAACUUGAAAAAGAAAAUAAAUUUUCAUCAAUAUUAUUUCGAUUAAAAGACAGCGAGAAUUUACGAUAGUUACUGAGAUAGGUAAAUGAAUUUUCCAUUUUUUUAAGUUAAUUGUAUCUUCCAGUAGUGAUCCAGAAGAUAGUGUCUCAAAUUUAGUAUAUGUUAAUUUAGAAACCACUUUGAGGAGAUUUUUAAUCCAUACACAAGAAUUUACCGAUACUUUUAAAACUUAUAAAUAUACUGUUCAACAUUAACAAACUUAGAAAUUAUAUAAUGUCAAAAUACUCAGAUGUGUUUUUAAUAAUAAACUAUAAUGCUUAAUCAUUAUAGAUCCUAAGAAAAAAUAUUUUUAUAAUUAAACUUAAGUUUUAUGGAGUAUUCUUUAAAAUAUUACAGAAACGGCUAAUGAGUAGUCACGUUUUUUAAUCAAAAUAUUAAAUAAAUUUAAUCAAAUAUCCAUUAAAUAGAAAUUCCCAGAUUAAAAAUUCUAUUUUAAUCAUAAUUUCAUACAGAAUAUUUAAAUCAUUUUCUAACAUAAAUCAAAUCGCCUAAAAUUAUAAGAUAUAACCCAAAUAUCACUAUAAACAGUUCUUGAUCCCUUAAUUGGAAUUGAUUCUUAAAAAAUAUAACUUACAAAGUCCUUUAUUCAUGACAUUUCAAUAAUUUAGUAAUUAUUAAUAUCAUGCUUUUACAUAAUUUAAAACAUUUUUAAAGAUAUGAGAAUUAAAUAAAUACUAAUAGAAAAUCAAAAUAAAGAGAUUUUCUUUUCAAUCAAAAUAACGGAGAGAGAUAAAGCAAUUUAAUAAAAGAUUUUAGAAAUCUUACAGACAAACUGGGUUAAGUCCCCUAAAGGAUUUUUUCAUAAAAAUACUAGACAUCAAUCACUCUUAGAAAGGAUGAGUUAUUUAACUUAAUAAUUUUAGAUACCUAUAAAUUUGCUACUAAAUAUUAGUAUAACAUAAUUAAUUCUUUCAGAGUUUGGAGUUUAUAAUCACUUCAAUAUAAUAGAAGCUCAUAAUGAAUUUACUUUCAAAUUUUCUUUAGUUGCCUAAAUUUAAUGA